CAUUUUGAACAGCUCAUAGACCACAAUGAUGCAGGGCUCGGAACCUUCCAGCAGCGGUACUGGAUGAACUGGGAGUUCUAUGAGCCUGGUGGUCCCAUCAUUUUGAUGAUAUCUGGAGAAAGUGACCCAGAUGGCUUCGAAAUAUGCACUACCAAUGAAACCAUCAACAGUCUCAUUAGC
Messenger RNA from Suillus subalutaceus, 180 nucleotides. RefSeq lists its product as uncharacterized. The transcript is spliced from 3 exons. Gene Ontology annotation, biological process: proteolysis. Gene Ontology annotation, molecular function: serine-type exopeptidase activity. Lineage: Eukaryota; Fungi; Basidiomycota; Agaricomycetes; Boletales; Suillaceae. The annotation marks the transcript as partial. The record is from RefSeq and is a predicted model, not a curated record.